This is a messenger RNA of Musa acuminata AAA Group (dessert banana), 2089 nucleotides long. RefSeq names its product UDP-glucuronate 4-epimerase 1-like. The transcript has a single exon. The coding region runs from base 153 to 1457 and encodes 434 amino acids. The record is from RefSeq and is a predicted model, not a curated record. NCBI's taxonomy places the organism in Eukaryota, Viridiplantae, Streptophyta, Magnoliopsida, Zingiberales, Musaceae.
AAAGGAAAAAAUAAAGAAAUAUUUCUUCUGCCCUGCUUGCAUUUCUAUCUACGAAUACGGAUUGAAGUGCUGAAGGAAAGGAAACGAAGAGGGAAAGGUAGAGGCUUAAUACCUGCAGAUCUUUAAGAGGCGGACGGGUCGGGCAGAGGGUGAUGAUGAGGGUCAUCGAGGAUGAGCUGUUCCCUUCGACGCCGGGGAAGGUGAAGAUAGAGAGGACGCAUGCGGCCAGCAGGCAGUUCCAUCGCUGCUUCGCCUCCACAAGUACUCUCUUCCUAUGGGCGCUGCUCCUCAUCGCCCUCACCGCCUCUUACCUCAGCUUCCAGAGCUUCGUCGACACGUCUUCUCGCUACUUCACUGCCUCCUGGGGCGGCCUCCACUGGGAGCGCCAGAUCCGCGCCUCCGCCGCCGUCCGUCGCGACGAUGGGAUCGCGGUCCUCGUCACGGGCGCCGCGGGGUUCGUCGGCACGCACGUGUCCCUCGCGCUCCGCCGACGCGGCGACGGCGUGGUUGGCAUCGACAACUUCAACGCUUACUACGACCCCUCCCUGAAGAAGGCCCGCAAGGCGCUGCUCGCCGGCCACGGAGUGUUCGUCGUGGACGGCGACAUCAACGAUGCCCGCCUCCUAGAGAAGCUGUUCGACACCGUGCCCUUCACCCACGUGAUGCACCUCGCCGCCCAGGCCGGCGUCCGCUACGCCAUCGAGAACCCGGCCUCCUACAUCCACAGCAACGUCGCCGGCCUCGUGACCCUCUUGGAAGCCUGCAAGUCCGCCGACCCGCAACCCGCCAUCGUCUGGGCUUCCUCGUCCUCCGUUUACGGCCUGAACGACAAGGUCCCCUUCUCGGAGACGGACCGCACCGACCGCCCGGCCUCGCUCUACGCUGCCACCAAGAAGGCCGGCGAGGAGAUCACCCACAUCUACAACCACAUCUACGGCCUCUCCAUCACUGGGCUCCGCUUCUUCACCGUCUACGGGCCCUGGGGCCGGCCGGACAUGGCCUAUUUCUCCUUCACCAGUAACAUCCUCCAGGGGAAGCCCAUCACCGUCUACCGCGGCCGCGACGGCACCGACCUCGCCCGCGACUUCACCUACAUCGACGACAUCGUCAAGGGGUGCGUGGCGGCCUUGGACACGGCGGAGGCGAGCACCGGGAUCGGAAAGCAGAAGCGGAGGCCGGCGCAGUAUCGUAUCUACAACCUCGGGAACACGUCGCCGGUGACGGUGCCGGCGCUGGUGAGGAUUCUAGAGCGAUACCUGAAGGUGAAGACGAGGAAGAACAUGGUGGAGAUGCCAGGCAACGGGGACGUGCCUUUCACGCAUGCCAACAUCAGCUUAGCGUGCGCCGAGCUCGGCUACAAGCCGACCACCAACCUGGAGACGGGUCUCAAAAAAUUCGUGAAGUGGUACCUCUCUUACUACGGCUACAGUCGAAGAGCAGGAGGUAAGCACCAAUAACUUGUAGAACAACAAUAUUAUUCUUAUUUUUUGAACUCAUUUUAUUAGGUAUGAUUAUGAAUGGAUGACAAAUAAUUCUAUAUUCUAAAUUGGUUUAUCCAUCCCCCCUCCUGUGAUGUCUCGUUCCCACUAAUCCUGUGGCUGCCUGGAGAUCCGAUCCCGCGGAUAGUGGAGGGGAGUGGCAGGACGGUAAAUACCCCGUCGACGCCAGACAUUUCUCUUUUUACUAAAUGGUGGGUCCCACUUAAGGGGACACCCGAAACGUAAAUUUGGGAGAAAUAUGCAAGUUUUGACACGUUUUCGGGUUCGACCGCUUAAAGUGUUCGCCGGCACUCCGUUGGUGGGACGGUGUCGGUUGGGAUGAUCAUGACGUGGGAGCACGCUGCGGUGGUGUGGGGCCUGGGUCGUUGGAACGGCCCUGAUGGCGCCACCAAACCGGUGUGAAAGGGUGGCGUGGCGUGCAUCCGAAAACACCAAGCGACGGUGUGGCUUCCGCGAGAAGACACCGCUAGAAUACUUCCUAUGAUAUUAUUUAUUGAAUUUAAGUUGAAUAUAAAAUAUUCUAUUCACCUCCCAAUGUAACACAAUACAAGAUUUAUUGACUAUUGUAAUCAAAUGUUGCAUGAACCUAA